CGUCUGAAGCAAAUACAGCGAGAGAGAGAGAGAGAAAUGGCUUGUGUUCCUCUAACUUCUCUGAUGAAUACAAUCCACUUUGAGUUCUUACAACCCUGCAGAGCACCUGUGAUUCUUGAUGAAGAUACAGCACAUAUGGUUAGUUCUCUCCACCAUAAUCUUGGUUUCUUGCUCACCUUUCUCAAGGACUUAGUGAAGAAACCAGGGAUAGAUGAAGCUGCAAUCAAAGAUUUGGAAGCCAAAAUCAGAGACUUCGCCUUUUUAGCAGAAGAUGAAGUUGAAUCAAAUCUGGCAAAGAUAUAUAUGGAGGCAGCAGAUAAAGAGAUGAUACUCUUUCAGAACCUACAACAAGUAGGUGAAGAUGCAGAGAUGAUACUCUUUCAGAACCUACGACAAGUAUCUGAAAAAACUCAAAAUUUCGUCAACACAAUUAAAAGCCAAUACUAUGAUUCUGCCGUCCAAAAUUUGCCAAAGGUACAUACCCUUCCGUUAGAUAUUGGUUCAGACGACAAGCGCGGAUCUCCACAGCGGUUCUCAAAGAUUGAGGACAGAAUGGUUGGGCGUACAACUGAAUUAAAUACAAUAAUGAAUCAGCUCAUUGGUCAUCCAUGGAAAGUCAUUUCCAUUCUCGGGAUGGGCGGGAUUGGUAAAACUACUUUAGCCAAAUAAAUUUACGAAGAUCCAUUAGUGGUAUCCCACUUUGACCUUCGUGCUUGGACUAGUGUCUCUCAAGAAGUUAACUUGAGACAAAUUCUCUGCAACCUUCUUUGGUCCAUUGAGAGAGGAAUGAAUACUGACGGAAGCAUAGAUGAUCUAAAAAACAAACUACGACAACGUUUGAUGAGUCGUCAGAGGUAUCUGAUUGUGGUGGAUGAUGUAUGGGAAACCGGUGUUUGGGAUCAUCUCACCGGAUGUUUUCCUAAAAGUCAUGAAAGUGCAGUAUUAGUGACCUCUCGGCUAAAAGAGAUUGCAAACUACACUAAAUCAGGUUCCAGCAAUCUUAUUCACAACUUGCAUUUUCUCGAUUCUAAUGAAAGUUGGGAUCUAUUUUGCAGUCACAUUUUCUUGAAACAGCCCUUGCACUCUAAGUUCAACACAGUUGGAAGGAAUAUUGUUGGCAAGUGUGGGGGGCUUCCCAUGGCAAUUGUUGUAGCUGCUGGACUUGUAUCUCGACUCAGCAAAGUUGAAGAAUUGGA
This is a messenger RNA of Ipomoea nil (Japanese morning glory), 1196 nucleotides long. Its product is annotated as putative disease resistance protein At1g50180. NCBI's taxonomy places the organism in Eukaryota, Viridiplantae, Streptophyta, Magnoliopsida, Solanales, Convolvulaceae. Bases 37 to 669 code for a protein of 210 amino acids. The transcript is spliced from 2 exons. The record is from RefSeq and is a predicted model, not a curated record.